This is a messenger RNA of Mercenaria mercenaria, 2661 nucleotides long. RefSeq names its product polyribonucleotide nucleotidyltransferase 1, mitochondrial-like. Gene Ontology annotation, molecular function: RNA binding; polyribonucleotide nucleotidyltransferase activity; 3'-5'-RNA exonuclease activity. Gene Ontology annotation, cellular component: mitochondrion; cytosol. Lineage: Eukaryota; Metazoa; Mollusca; Bivalvia; Venerida; Veneridae. Gene Ontology annotation, biological process: mitochondrial RNA 3'-end processing; mitochondrial mRNA catabolic process. The transcript is spliced from 23 exons. The record is from RefSeq and is a predicted model, not a curated record. The coding region runs from base 37 to 2340 and encodes 767 amino acids.
UGAUUUGGUGGUGUCUUACCUAAAAGCGGUCCCAAAAUGGCUGCCCCCAUGACAUUUUUCAGAAGACGAUGCUUUUUUAUAUUUUCUUUAUAUCGGCAGCCAUUAAGACAAUAUGCCAAGGAAACAAGUAAUGGAGGGAAAGUGCCAAAAAGCUCGAUAUUACACAUAAAUGAGAAUAAAAGGUUGUACCUGGAAUUUGGUCAGAUGGCAAAAUUUGCAGAUGGUUCUGUAGUUGCAAAGUAUGGUGAUACAGCAGUGCUGGUUGCAGUUACUAGCAGAACAGAAUCCAUGCCAAAUGCACAGUUUCUUCCUUUAACAGUUGAUUAUAGACAGAAGUCAGCAGCUGCAGGUCGUAUACCAACAAAUCAUCUAAGACGAGAACUUGGACCUACAGAUAAGGAAAUAUUAACCAGUAGAGUCAUAGAUAGGUCAUUGAGGACACUUUUUCCUGGUGAUUACUUUAAUGAAACACAGAUAACUUGUAACCUGUUGUCUGUUGAUGGGGUGAAUGAUCCAGAUGUUGUAAGCAUAAAUGCAGCAUCAGCAGCCCUCACAUUUUCUGAUGUUCCUUGGAAUGGACCUGUUGGUGCAGUUAGAGUUGGUCAUGUCAAAGAUACUGACAGUUUUGUCAUAAAUCCAACACGUAAAGAACAGCAACAUAGUGACCUUAAUUUAGUAAUAGCAACAGAUGUCGAUGAAAAUGUAGUGAUGUUAGAAGGUGAUGCAAACAAUAUAUCAUAUGACCUGUUUAAGAAGGCAAUCAGCUUUGGCGCCAAAAGUGCCACAGACUUAGCCAGACAGCUAAACAGAUUAAAAUACACUAAACCAAAGAAAAGAUUGUACAGUCAGCCGGCAGGAUUACCAGAUGGUAUGGCUGAAGAGGCAGCAAAGCAUGGUAGCAAAAUGAUAAAAGCUGUUUUGAACAAUUCAUCACAUGAUAAAAUAUCCAGAGAUAAAGCAUUACAGAAAGCAAGAUAUAGCAUUAUAGAAAAAUUAUCAGAUACAUAUACAGAGAGUCAGCAAGUUCAACAACUUCACGAGGCUUUAAAUGGUCUUGUCAAACAAACAUUGAGGGAUCAAAUUAUUAGUGACAAAAAAAGGUGUGAUGGUCGACAACUGAAAGACCUGAGACAGAUAAGUGCUAAAGUAGAUCUGUUCAGUCCACUCCAUGGUUCUGCCCUGUUCCAGAGGGGUCAGACACAAGUACUGAGUACUGUUACAUUUGAUUCACUACAGGCAGCCAUGAAACUUGAUCCAGUCUCAGUACUUACUGGGGCCAUGAAAGAAAAGAAUUUCAUGCUGCAUUAUGAGUUCCCAGCCUAUGCAACAAAUGAAGUGAAAGCUCCUGGAAUUAAAAACAGACGAGAACUUGGUCAUGGUGCUUUGGCGGAGAAAGGACUACGUGCAAUAAUUCCUGAUAACUUUCCCUUCAGUAUACGAUUGACUUGCGAGGUUUUAGAAUCAAAUGGCUCUUCCUCUAUGGCAUCUAUAUGUGCAGGAAGCUUAGCGCUGAUGGAUGCUGGGGUCCAGAUAAAAGAACCAGCUGCUGGUGUUGCUAUAGGACUGGUAACCAGUGACGCUGUAGAUCUGGCACCUAAUGGGAACAAGUACUACCUUCUGGCAGAUAUUUUGGGUAUAGAGGACUAUUUUGGUGAGAUGGACAUGAAAGUAGGGGGAACUAAAAAUGGAGUUACUGCAAUACAGAUGGAUCUAAAAAUCCCUGGAAUUCCUGUUUCAACUGUUCAUGAAGCUUUAUAUUUAGCAAAAGCUAAGAUAUCACAUAUCAUAAGUAUAAUGAAGAAUUCCGCAAAGAUUGAUGUUCCUAGAGAAAGUAUCAAAAGUAAUGGUCCAGUAUUAGAAAAGAUAACAGUACCACCAUCAAAGAGAGGUAGUUUUGUUGGCACUGGCGGAAUGAAUCUCAAAAAGUUGAGAUCAGAUGCAGGUGUAACUGUAACGCCUUUAGAUGAAUCUACCUAUGAAAUAUUUGCACCAAAUAAAGAUGCGAUGGAUGAAGCCAAGGAGAUGAUGGAUACUUGGCUAGAAGCAAAGAAAGAGCCAGAGUUGGAGUUCAAUGCUGUUUAUGAAGCUAAAAUUACAGAACUAAAAGACUUUGGUGUAAUGGUACAGCUUCAUCCUGCCAUGGAACCAGUGUUGUUACAUAACUCACAGUUAGAUCAUAGACAGGUAUCACACCCAAGCGCACUUGGAUUUGAAGUCGGUCAGAUUAUCUCAGUGAAAUAUUUUGGUAGGGAUCCGGCAACAGGAAAAAUGCGACUCUCACGUAAAGUUAUCACGGCACCUUCUUCCAGAACAUUUAAAUUUAUGAAAGAUGAAAGUUGAUAAUAGUUUUAAUACUAGCGAAAAAGAUUUUUAAGUGUGGAAUUCAGCGUUGUGGCAAGCUGGCUAUGUCCGAGUAGAUGAGCAGUUCACACUAUCAACAUUCAGACUAGCAGACGUUCUCACAGAGGGUACUACAGUCAUAUCAUGAACAAUGCUAUAUCAACAGUGUUAGAGAUUGGUGCAUUUCAAAGUAGAAUGUAUUUUCAUAAUGACUAUUACUAUUUAUUCUAGAGGUCUGAAUUGAAAUCAAGGAAGAAGUGUCUGAUAGGACUGCUUUACGGUUAUUUUCAUAUUUUAUUCCUUUCAUAAAAAAAAAAACAA